AAGGUUAUUAUUCAAAGGUCGAUACGAUAUUAUUGAGUGUUACCCACGUGUGUUGUUAUAUAAGUACUAAGAAGAGAAAAUGGCAGCCGGGACGGUGAUUAAAAACGUUUUUGAGAUAACUUGUAAAACAUUGAGAGGACAGGCGUUGGAACUGAGUCAGUACAAGGGAAAAGUUGUACUAGUGGAAAAUGUAGCAUCUCUCUGAGGCACGACCACACGGGAUUACACCCAGAUGAACGAGUUGGUCGCGAAAUUCGCUGAUAAACUCGUUAUCCUGGGCUUCCCGUGUAACCAGUUUGGACAUCAGGAGAAUGCAAAUGGAGAAGAAAUCUACAAUUCAUUGAAACACGUGCGUCCAGGGAACAUGUACGAGCCAAAGUUUCCUAUUAUGGAGAAAUGUUUAGUAAAUGGUAAAGAUUCGCACCCUUUGUUCCAGUUUUUACGCGAGUCCCUCCCAGCACCGAGUGACGACGCAGUAUCGUUUAUGUCGAACACAAACUUCAUUAUUUGGGAACCGGUGACAAGAACGGAUAUUGCAUGGAACUUUGAGAAAUUUUUGAUCCGUCCAGAUGGUGUUCCGUACAAACGUUACAGCAGACAUUUUGAAACGACCAACAUACAGAAUGAUAUUAAAGACCUUAUCGAGAAAUACAAAGUUUAAUAAAAACAAAAAGUCGAAAAAUCAGGACUAAAGCAAAACAAAAAGAAAAGCACUGGAUGUUUUUUUUUCUCUCAAUUACAUCAUAAUAUGAAUAUCUAUUAUUUAGAAACUGUCUCUAUACUAAGGAUCUCAUGAUUUUCAAUUUCUUUGGAACGAAACAUAACGGUCAGAUUAAUUAUAAAAUUAUCAUUGUGAUUUUUUUUAAUUUUCACGUUAUUGUGUUAACAUAUUUCAACUUUUCUCAAAAUUUAUAUCAAGUGAUUGAAACCGAAUAGAAAAAAACGAAUUCUUCUUUCAGUUAGAUGUUUCACUUAUGUAAGUUAGUAUUUGUCGAAUACGUAGUUCACCAGUGUUUAAUAGUUGUUGUGAAUUGUGUUUAACUGUUCACGGUUUUGAAUUAAAGUAUGUACACACGUGAUUUUUAUAGAACAGUGUCUUAUGAUUGGAGUACCUGGAAAACUGGAAGUCAGUAUGGUACUACAUGAUGUUUAUUUCUACUGUUCUAGAAAAAUAUUUAUGUAUAUAGUUUGAUUCAUGCUACCUCGGUAUUAAAAAGAUUAAAGAAAAA
This is a messenger RNA of Mercenaria mercenaria, 1229 nucleotides long. Its product is annotated as glutathione peroxidase 2-like. The record is from RefSeq and is a predicted model, not a curated record. Gene Ontology annotation, biological process: glutathione metabolic process; hydrogen peroxide catabolic process; response to selenium ion. Gene Ontology annotation, cellular component: cytosol; mitochondrion. Gene Ontology annotation, molecular function: glutathione peroxidase activity. Lineage: Eukaryota; Metazoa; Mollusca; Bivalvia; Venerida; Veneridae. The transcript has 2 exons.